CACACCACACUCCACCAUGGAUCUUCUGCAAACAGUGCGCAAAGAAGGCAGCCGCGGCGGCCGUGCCGAGUUCAAGUGGGAAGAUGUCAAGAACGACGCGCAGCGCGAGAAUUACCUGGGUCACUCGCUCAUGGCGCCAGUUGGGCGUUGGCAGCAGAACCGUGAUCUUACCUGGUACGCGAAAGGUGACGCCGAGUCCAAAGAAGCUGAGGCCGCACGCCUCAAGGAGGAGAAGCGGAAGCUGAAAGAGGCCGAGGAAGACGCUAUGCUUGCAGCCAUGGGCCUGCCAGUGCCAGAACGGAACAACGCCAACUUGACACCACUGGGCGAGAGAGCGCAUGAGGCGGAUGUCAAAGAUGCGCUAGAGGAGAAGGCAAAGGUCGGCGAAGAUGAGGACAGGGCCAAAAGAAAGGACAAGAAGGACCGGUCGCAGCGACACAGAGACGAUGGCGAUCGUGACAGGCGGAGAAGGCAUCGCUCAAGGAGUCGCUCGCAGGACCGAGAUCGCCGUCACAGACACCGAGACCGCUCGAGGUCCCGCGAUAGGCGAAGAGAUGUCGACCGAGAGCGUGACAGGCGAAGGCGCCGUUCACGAAGCCGCGAACACAGGCGACGUGAAGACCGUGCCGAGCCCCGAAGAGAACGCAACCCAGAUGGCGAACGAUCACGAUCACGAUCGCACUCGAGGAACCGUCGCCGCCGGCGUGAUUCGAGGAGCAGAUCACCAUACAAGGCUGAGAAAAGACGAGACUAGGUGCGCCUGUGGUCGCAUUGUAUCUCUGAUUUCAUCAAGUUCUUGGACUAAUACAACUACUCACCUCUGGAUCUUCGAUUUGGAUUGUCAGGCAUGACUUUGGAGGUCU
This is a messenger RNA of Macroventuria anomochaeta, 863 nucleotides long. RefSeq lists its product as uncharacterized. The transcript has 2 exons. The coding region runs from base 17 to 754 and encodes 245 amino acids. The record is from RefSeq and is a predicted model, not a curated record. NCBI's taxonomy places the organism in Eukaryota, Fungi, Ascomycota, Dothideomycetes, Pleosporales, Didymellaceae.